This is a messenger RNA of Guillardia theta CCMP2712, 1746 nucleotides long. RefSeq lists its product as hypothetical. The transcript has 15 exons. The record is from RefSeq and is a predicted model, not a curated record. NCBI's taxonomy places the organism in Eukaryota, Cryptophyceae, Pyrenomonadales, Geminigeraceae. Bases 1 to 1746 code for a protein of 581 amino acids.
AUGUGGCGACAUCAGCUCCUCCCUGCCUUGUUCCUUGCGCUGCUGUCAUGCGUCGAGGGAGCCCUCUUCAACUGUUCAGGGGGUCAUUUUCGGUAUGGUAGCAUAUCGCACAGACUAGUUUCGGGGUACACAGUGCAGUUCACUAUCAAGACAGAAUGGAAGAGAUCUUUCUCAACAGGGAGCAUCUUCGCAGGAAGAGGAGAAGAUGGCAGGGCAGUCACAGGGGACCAAGUGAGCAUUCCUGGAGUUUGGAGGAGCUCGUUAGGGAACGCAAAGACGAUCAUGUUUGAGACGGGGGACGGCACAUCCUCCAGUCUGAUAUUGACUGUCACAUCGUACUCAUUUGAAGAAGACUAUCUCUACGGGUACACUAUAUUUCAGCACACUUACGACCGACCAAACGAUGGAGGCAACGACUGGCUGCCAACCAUAUCAGGAUGCUGCAGAUGCGUGGGAGAGGAGGUUCAGUUCAAGGUCACAGCACGAGUGAACCUGGCGUACGAUACCUCGUCUCUUAUCAUGUCUUCCCUUCCCGUUAUCGAGCUCGCGCACAGCAUCUUCAUGCAAAACGUCUUGGUGGCUUCGAACACUUAUGAAGGUGACUUGGCUCAGUCGUGGCAGUUUGGAUCAGGUAUGUCAAACCUCACGUACUUGGUCGUCAACACAAGCGCCCUAGGGGUCGGGUAUCACGCUGUCGUGGCCCAGAUAGCGCUAGAACGAGCCGUAACACCCUACGACUUCAUGCUCAAGGUUGUCUCUCCGGAGUACGAAGCUGAUCGCCCCUACUUCAUCCUCGGCAAACCAGUCAUGACGAUCUUCAACGACAACGGUGUUAGGGAGGCUGCUCUGCCGCUGCUGGAGGGAUACCUGGGCUACGAGAUUCUUUUCACUCUGACGGCCUUCACUUCCCGGAGCGCAGCAGAGAUCAAGUCCAUCCUCUCCUUCUCCCUUCCUGCAGGUGCCGAGCUGCGGAACGUCGUUCGAGAAGGGUCGCCGGGCAACUCAACCAUGAACGUCGACUUCGCAUGGACGCCCGUCGGCACUCAGGCAAACCAUCACUUCGUGUGCUUCGAGGCCGUCGACUCCCUCCCCCUCCAACUCUCCUCGGGGCAGCACUGCGUCCAGCUCCUCGUGCUCUCUGUGAACCCUGCCCCGAGCUUCGACAGCCCCCCCGCAAACUCCGUCUUCCGGUUCUUCAUGGCGAAGAUGAACAUGUUCGAUAUCAACGGGAUCAACGACAACCCCUAUGACAACCUCCUCAUCUUCCCAGCUCGACCUCUGCAGUUUGGCCAGAAAGGGCAGGAAAUGUCAAACACGAUCGCGUCGGAGAAGCGAGUCAAGGCGACUGAUCCUGCUGCCAAGCAGCAACCUUCUUCUGGACCCCCAACAUCUCAUUUGGAGCGUACGAGGAGGUGUGUGAGGGUGAUUGUAGAAAGAUGUAAAUAUCUGGUGCAAGCCAAUGACGACAUGAAGACCAUCGGCGUUACGUUCCGGCGGGACUGGUUGACGAUCUGGUCGAUGAAUCAAGGUUUGAUGUCCUUCACUCCGGCUGAAGGAUCCCUAGUGCAGAUUGGACGGCUGUACUACGUGCAAGCAGGAGACACCAUGCAGAGCAUCUCGAUGGAGUUUGGAAUGACGAUGGAUGACCUGAGAAGUCUUAACUACGACUUGUCAAAUUUCCUCCCUGCCGACAAGAUCCCGACGGGACUGCAGAUCUGCAUCUUCCCGGACACGUGUAACGAAUGA